UACAGUACAAGGAAUACACAUGCAACUGAUACAUGCAUAUACUGUAAAACACUAUACUGUUAGUAAUACAAAAAUGAAAUGCUAAAACUGAAUGACUUCAGUAAGGGGCUCCUUCCAUUCUACUUCAACUCUCACCACCGUUGCACUUCAUUUUCCCAAAAGAUCAGUGAGAUCUUCCGAUUUGAUGUCUUGAGCAGGCUGUCCAGUUAGUGCUAGGGUUUUAGGUUAAAACCAUGAAAACAUUUUUUUAAAGACUUCUUCAGGUUUAAAGAGACUUGAAAUGUUUACUCUGGUCACCCUGAUUUUGUGUCAAGGCUGGGACAGAUCUGCUUGGCAACCCCUCCACCGCCCCUUCUACGCCACCAAUGCAAGUGUCUGUAGACAGAGUCAAAAACCGACGCGGUGUACCGUGCAAACAGUGUGGUCCACUUCAGCAUCUGCACGAACCAGUUCACAGAGCGACUCACAAAGGUCACAAACACUGUGGUGUAGUGUGCAAGCAGGAGGAGGCUUCGUGCAAGUUGUCUUCCAUUGUUGAUGAUCAGAUUGACCCGUGGGUCAUGCCCCGGCCCCAUCCUAAUAAAUUCAGUUGUGUGGUUUCAAAUGAAAAAGGAUAAGAAGGUUAAUCGUGGUAUAAAAAGACAAAAACAUUAUCUGGCAAAAAAGAGAGAGAUUGUUCUGGCGCAUGUUGCACAUUUUUAGUUUUUUUAAUGUCCAUGACCCUAAGAUGGUCUCUAGAAGAAAAUGGUAAACAGUCGGAAUUUACAGACGCCCCCUUACUGUUGCGCAAUCCUCCACUGGCCAAUCGCUGCUCUGCAAGUUUUGUUUCCGGUAUGUUUGGUGAUGUGGCUAUGCACAGAAAUCCAGCAGAGGAGAUUUAUCAAAUAAAAAGCAGAAACUGGUAUCUGAGAAGCACUCAUACAGGUUAGUGCCUUCGUUCUUUCAACUAUCAGCACACCAUUCCCAGAGUUGCAGUUUAGAACAGCUGCCACGCGCUCCAAAAAAACCAGGCACGGCGAUAUAUUUAUCCUAUUAUUCUUGUUAGCCAGCUAGCUAGCUGCUUGUCUACGUGCACUGAAAAGCUAACUCGUCGUUCGCUUUAUCUCUGAGAUUGUCUACUGUGCUGUUUUUAUGCAUGCACAACCAAUACAGCAUCAUAAUUCCGAUGUAUGUAUAUACAUCAAAUACUCUUACUAUGGUUGGAGACAGCACUGUCAAAUUGUUCAGAAAGUAAUCCAUCCAUCUCUCCCCUUAAUCUUUGCCGUUCAGAAGCUAGUGGGCAAAACGAAGUGACGCAGCCGCAGUCGAAUGGCCCUAUUGUUCGGCAGUGUUCGGUUCUGUCCGGUGACACUCGAACCUCGAGGCCCUCUGCACGAACUAUCUGGGUCACAAAACAAUAACAAUAAUGCCCUUAAAUGUAUGUUGCCACAGGUAUAUUAUUGACACAAAGGAUGAUUGACUGCAGUGGCGGUCGGUGCCGUUUAAGAUGAGGGAGGAGGAUUUUUUGAUGAGCAUGGCCUUAUUUCUAUUACAGCAUAUUGGAUGACUGUCAUUCAUAUUCCGUUCACCCAGCUCAAUGUAACGUCGCUAGGUUUAGGCUACUACAUGAUACUCUAAUUUUCCCUGUACCCAUCAUGAGGUUGCUACAACUGAGCCUAUGAAUUAAAGUAGAGCAUUUUGAAUAAUCAAGGUGACAGACAGUGACACAUUCAAUACCGCCUUGCACACGCUUGCCUGCAUCUAGCUGAUCUAGGGAGUAAUCAUUAGUCCAACAGGUGCAAAUGUUAAUUUCUAUUGGACAAAUUCAGGUAUUAUUAACCCCCAUUCAUUACGUUUGCUUCCGUAUAAGAACCAGUGGGACCGGUGGCAAUAAAUUAAUGAAACCAAAAGCUUACCUUGACUUGGAAGAGUUCCAGUGUUUGAUAGCCAGCUAGCUAACAUAGCAUCUCUCUCUGUUUGAGCCGGGUGUUUGAGUAUGCUAAACUAUCUAAGUAAGUGAAAGUUAAAAAAAGAAACAUACAACCAAAUAUAGCUAGCCCUCUUGCGCACGCUCUCUCUCUCUCUCUCUCUCGCUUUUCCUUAAUUUUGGAAGAAAUUAAUUUGUUCAAAACUGUUAAACUAUUGUCUUUCUCUCUUUGAGUCAACUACUUAUCACAUUGUAUACACUGCAGUGCUAGCUAGCUGUAGCUUAUGCUUUCAGUGCUAGAUUCAUUCUCUGAUCUUUUGAUUGCGUGGACAUGUCAGUUCUUGCUGCAAGAGCUCUAAUAGGUUGGAGGACGUCCUCUGGAAGUUGUCAUAAUUACUGUGUAAGUCUAUGGAAGGGGUUGAGAACCAUGAGCCUCCUAGGUUUUGUAUGGAAGUCAAUGUACCCAGAGGAAGACAGAAGCUAGCUGUCCUCUGGCUACACCAUGGUGCUAACAUACAGAGUGCUGCUGAGGCUACUGUAGACCUACAUUGCAAAACAGUGUGUUUUAAUCAAUUAUUUGGUGACGUGAAUAUAUUUAGUAUAGUUUUAUUUAAAACUUUUUAAUGUUUCACUAUUAAAAAAAAAAAUGAAAUUCACUGAGGAGAAUGUUCCUCCCCUUCCUCCUCUGAGGAGCCUCCACAGAUUGACUGUCCAGGAACCCUCAUUCUAUAAUCUAAAUUGUUCUCUUCCACUGCACUUAUUUCCAUUGAUUAUUUGAGUCAAUCUAUGUUUUUGUCUUAAAAUAAAUUAUAUACACAAAAAUGUGAAUCAUAACAAAACAGGGAAACUAACAUUGUAAAUGCAUCAUAAUGCAAACUCCAUAGAGAUUUUUUUGGCUCGGUUUCUGUAUAAUCACUUUGUGACAACUGCUGAUGUAAAAAGGGCUUUAUAAAUAAUGUGACACAAGCCUACCAGACGAGCUAAACCACUUCUAUGCUCGCUUCGAGGCAAGCAACACUGAAGCAUGCAUGAGAGCACCAGCUGUUCCGGAUGACUAUGUGAUCACGCUCUCCGUAGCCGAUGUGAGUAAGACUUUUAAGCAGGUCAACAUUCACAAGGCCGCAGGGCCAGACGGAUUACCAGGACGUGUACUCCGAGCAUGUGCUGACCAACUGGCAAGUGUCUUCACUGACAUUUUCAACAUGUCCCUGACUGAGUCUGUAAUACCAACAUGUUUCAAGCAGACCACCAUAGUCCCCGUGCCCAAGGACUCUAAGAUAACCUGCCUAAAUGACUACCGACCCGUAGCACUGACGUCUGUAGCCAUGAAGUGCUUUGAAAGGCUGGUCAUGGCUCACAUCAACAGCAUUAUCCCAAAACCCUAGACCCACUCCAAUUUGCAUACCGCCCCAACAGAUCCACAGAUGAUGCAAUCUCUAUUGCACUCCACACUGCCCUUUCCCACUUGGACAAGAGGAACACCUACGUGAGAAUGCUAUUCAUUGACUACAGCUCAGCAUUCAACACCAUAGUGCCCUCUAAGCUCAUCACUAAGCUAAGGAUCCUGGGACUAAACACCUCCCUCUGCAACUGGAUCCUGGACUUCCUGACGGGCCGCCCCCAGGUGGUAAGGGUAGGUAACAACACAUCUGCCACACAGAUCCUCAACACGGGGGCCCCUCAGGGGUGCGUGCUCAGUCCCCUCCUGUACUCUCUGUUCACCCAUGACUGCAUGGCCAGGUACGACUCCAACACCAUCAUUAAGUUUGCCGACGACACAACAGUGGUAGGCCUGAUCACCGACAACGAUGAGACAGCCUAUAGGGAGGAGGUCAGAGACCUGGCCGUGUGGUGCCAGGACAACAACCUCUCCCUCAACGUGACCAAGACAAAGGAGAUGAUUGUGGACUACAGGAAAAAAAAGAGGACUGAGCACGCCCCCAUUCUCAUCGACGGGGCUGUAGUGGAACAGGUUGAGAGCUUCAAGUUCCUUGGUGUCCACAUCACCAACGAACUAUCAUGGUCCAAACACACCAAGACAGUCGUGAAGAGGGCACGACAAAGCCUAUUCCCCCUCAGGAGACUGAAAAGAUGUGGCAUUGGUCCUCAAAUCCUCAAAAAAUUCUACAGCUGCACCAUCGAGAGCAUCCUGACUGGUUGCAUCACCGCCUGGUAUGGCAACUGCUUGGCCUCCGACCGCAAGGCACUACAGAGGGUAGUGCGUACGGCCCAGUACAUCACUGGGGCCAAGCUUCCUGCCAUCCAGGACCUCUAUACCAGGCGGUGUCAGAGGAAGGCCCUCAAAAUUGUCAAAGACUCCAGCCACCCUAGUCAUAGACUGUUCUCCCUGCUACCGCACGGCAAGCGGUACCGGAGUGCCAAGUCUAGGUCCAAAAGACUUCUCAACAGCUUCUACCCCCAAGCCAUAAGACUCCUGAACAGCUAAUCAUGGCUACCCAGACUAUUUGCACUGCCCCCCCACCCCAUCCUUUUUGCGCUGCUGCUACUCUGUUAAUAUUUAUGCAUAGUCACUUUAACUCUACCACAUGUACAUAUUACUUCAACUAUCUCAACUAGCCGGUGCCCCGCACAUUGACUUGCACCGGUACCCCCCUGUAUAUAUAGCCUCCCUACUGUUAUUUUAUUUUACUUCUGCUCUUUUUUUCUCAACACUUUUUUUGUUGUUGUUUUAUUUUUACUUUUAAAAUAAAUGCACUGUUGGUUAAGGGCUGGAAGUAAGUAUUUCACUGUAAUGUCUGCACCUGUUGUAUUCGGCGCAUGUGACCAAUACAAUUUGAUUUGAUUUGAUUGAUUCAGAUAGAACCCUCAAUGUCCAAACUCUAGAAUCUUGGGCAUCUCUCAAAAAUCUCAUCUAACAUGUCAAAGCAAGGUGAAACUACCAUGUUAGGACAUGGGUUUACUUUGAUUAUGGAUCUUGCAUGGGAAGAAACACUGCAUGGAAUAUUCACCAUUUAAAAACUUUUGAUAAGCUUAUCAUUUAUUUUGUUGUGGCAUCUAUGGACUCAGAAGAUAUGAAAACCCCAAAAUAUAUUGGGAAAGUUUAGGUAGGACCUCUUGAAGGACUUUUUGGGUAGGAUCUAUUUUGAAGCCUACUGACCAUGACCCAGGUCCCACCUGUCCAGAUAAAGGCCUAAUAUCUCUGUGUCUUGUACCACCAGUUUCGGCUACAUGUUCAGCCGGCUGUCCCAGGGCUUUACCAACGUCCUGCAGGAGCUCUCUGGGGACGAGCCCCCCGAUGGAGCCCCUCAGGUAAGAGAGCCUCCCUCAACCCCUCACAAGCUUACAUAACAUGGCACAUGUUUUGUGUCCUGGGCCCAUAUUUAUAAAUUGUCUCAGAGUAGUAGUGCUGAACUAGGAUUAGGUCCUUUCUGUCCAUAAUAAUCAAUCCAUUGUGAUCUAAAAGGCAAAACUGAUCCUAGAUCAGCACUCUAACACAUGGUUUCCCAAACUCGGUCCUGGGGCCCCACCUGGCUGCAUGUUUUGGUUUUUGCUCUAGCACUACACAGCUGAUUCAAAUAACCAACUCAUCAUCAAGCUUUGAUUAUUUGAAUCAGCUGUGUAGUGCUAGGGUAAAAACCAAAACAUGCACCCAGGGGCGGCCCCAGGACCGAGUUUGGGGAACCCUGCUCUAACGGAUCUCCUUUGGAGGCCUUAAUGUUCUCCAAGUCGGUAUAUUUUUAUCCACUUCUCUUCUCUGUGGCCCUGGUGCAGGAUAUGUUGGUCCCCCAGCUCCCCCCUGGAGAUGCCCCCUGGGCCUCUGAGGAGUCUGGGCCUGGGGUGGAGGAGGAGCCCCUGGAGAGGCUGGCCCAUCUGGAGCAGCUGACGGUGCAUCUCAAGGAGGUGGUCAGAGAUAAGGACAGCCAGCUGGCCACCUUCGAAACGCAGCUCAAGGUGAGGCCUGGGUACGGGUGGGUGCGUGUGCCUUUGGUUUUGUGGGCCUGCAUGUGUUGCUUUGACUUUGUAUGUGUGUGUGUGUGAGACAUGAGUGCAGUGGUUUUAUAUGAAUGUGCCCUCAAUGCAUAGCUUAGAUUUUUUUUCUGUCCUGUGUGAGUUGGGUUCAUGAAAUAUUCAUAUUUGAUGCACUACUUGUCAAAUAAAGAUUGUGGUCAGAAAUAUACUGAGAUUAUGCUGUUGUUGCUGGAACGUGAGUUUCAAUGCUGUGUUUGUUGGUGUUUACAGAGCGAAAGGGAGACGGCGGAUGCCCGCUUCACUAAACUGAAGCUGCAGGCCAAAGCCAAGAUGGCUGCUCUGACCAAACAAAUUGCUGACCUCAAGGGGCAGGAGGGAGCAACAGUAAGUCCUUUAGCUGAGUUCAAAUUAUUCCACAUUCAAUAAGCAUGGUUCUGAUGUGUAUUUUAGCUGUUAUGUAUAGAGUCAAAUGAUGUAGAUUUUUUACAGGCAGGUUGGUCUUUGCUAGGCUGUUUUGUCUCAUCAAUAACAUUUUGAAAUCCUUGUGUCUAUUUCUUAAAGAGCUCUCCAGACAGCUCCUUCACCAGCUCAGCUCCUGCUGUGGAGGAGGAACUCCAGGAGCUGAGGAGCAAGCUCCGUGAUGUAGAGACCUCGGCUAAGAACCUUGAGGAGCGCCUCCAGAUGUCCGAACAGGCCCUGUGUGAAAAGGAAGCCGCACACAUGGAGCAGGUGCCAAUUUUGUUGUUACUCUAACCAUUUUCAAUGAUUGCAUUGUAUAGAAAAAGGGCCCUUUAGCUGACUGCAGAGAUGUCAUGCUUUUAGGUUUGUGUGCUCCAGGCGGUUGUCUGUGAAAAGGACGAACGUUUCCAGGAGCAGAUCCAGAAGCAUGAGGACGAGCUGCUGAGGGUCACAGUGCAGAGGCAGAACGACACUGAGCUGGUACAAACUUCAUUCUCUGACUCACUUUAGUACAAUCAUUCAUACAGGCCAGGUCCUAUACACUGUUUUUAGCCUGUACCCAAGCCCUUAGUGUGUGUCUUGCUAGGCUCUACGUGCAGCCCAGCGGCGUUGUGAGGAGCAGGAGGAGGCCAUGCGGUCACGCUCCCAGGUGCUGGAGAUGCUGCAGGGGGAGCUGAACAAUGCCGACCAGCAGAAACAGGUACAGACACGCUCUACUGUGCUGGUCAGUUUAUAGCCAUAGUGGGAAUGGUGUUUUCACAAUGAAGGUCCCACAGAGAGUACUGUAUAACAUUAUUCGCCAAGUUACUAGAGUGACAGCAGAGUGACACUGACUCUGAGUCUGUAUGUUUGGUGAUUGACAAAUUGCAUGUUACAUAAGGGCUGAGGGGCAAAUGCAUUUCUCAUCUAAAUGGAAAGUCACUGCUUGACUGACACAGCCAAGCAGUUCUCGUUGUAGACCCUACCGUCCCCGUCCUUCAUCUGUCUUCAUUCUCUCUCUCUUGCUCUCCCUCUCUCUGCAGAUACUCACGGCUCAGUUCCGCCAGAUGGAGCAGGAGCUGGCUGAGGCUGGCAGGCUGAGGGAGGAGGAGAGGCAGCAGUGGGCUGGGUGGUCCAGCCAGGCCGAGGCAGAGCUGGUGGCCCUCCGAGCUAACCUGGAAGCCUCCGAGCGGGACAGAGCAGCCCAGCUAGCCAGUCUGGAGGCUUCAGAGAAAGACAGAGCAGCCCAGAUUGAGGAGCUAACAGUGAAACUGGAGUGGGCCACUAGAGAGCGGGAGGAGGUGACCAACAGAGAAGUAGCCAGGUUGGAGAAGGAGCUUGCUGCCUUAAGAGAGGAGCAUGGAGAGGAGCAAAGGGCAGGAGAGGCCCUGGCUGAGUUGUUGACAGGCCUGCGCUCUCUGGCUGGAGAGGGGGCAGAGGAGGAGACCGACCCGGCCCUGUGCCUGGGUACCCUGCAGGCCCGGCUGGAGAGGCUGAGGGUGGAGCAGAGGGAGAGCGAGGAACGCUGUGUCCAGGUCACCCACACCAUGGAGACUCUGCAAGGUAAGAAAACCAAAUACACAAUCAAGCAAGUUUCUUUGUUAUGUUUUUAAAUCUAAGGCAUUCAUGGUACCCUAACAAGCGGCUUGCUUACAGCGUAUUUAAUAAUUGUGUUGUUUUUCUUUCAGAACAACUGGAUAAGAGCACCGCAGAAGGUGAAGAGGCAGUUGCCAGGAUACAACAGCUGGAGCAGCAGAUUGGAAUGGUGAGCAGUCAGACGCACUAAAUGAAGUUAGGGGAUUGUUACGACUACUAAAUUAAUUAAGGUAGCAUAUGUUGCAAGCUUGUUUUGAAUCGUGUAAUAACCUGAAAAUAAACAUCAAAAUGUACUCUUGGAGAAAUAGCUCGUAUGGUUUAUUAUCUGUGAACCCCAAAUUACCAUAUUCUUCAGUCUGUUGUACCGAUUGCUAGAUUCUCUGUUUGUCUAUUUCUGUCAUUUGACCAAAUGGUGGACUUAUUCACACUAACAGGACAUUAAAUCAGCAGAAUAAGCUGCAGUACUAUGGGCUCAUUUUAACCUGUGUAAAAGACAGAGCUGUGGCUCUAUUACAAGGCUCGUUAUUUGAAAAGCUAUGCAAUGCCAAAAAAACAAUGAACAAUGAACCAAGACUUCUGCUAAUAUAUGGCAUCUAUUUAUGUCAAAUGUUUGCACACAAACAGUGAAAUUACAGUGCCUUCAGAAAGUAUUCAUACCCCUUGACAUAUUCCACAUUUUGUUACAGCCUGAAAGUCGAAAUUGAUUAAAUAGAUUUUUCUCUCUCACCCAUCUACACACAAUACCCGAUAAUGACAAAGUGAAAACAUGUUUUUAGAAAUGUUAGUAAAUGUAUUGAAAAUUUGAUACAGAAAUAUCUAAUUUGGACAAGUAUUCACACCCCUGAGUCAAUACAGUUAGAAUCACCUUUGGCAGCGAUUACAGCAAUGAGGCUUUGUGGGUAGCGAUUACAGCAAUUAGGCUUUGUGGGUAAGUCUCCAAGAGCUUUGCACACAUGGAUUGUACAAUAUUUGCACAUUUUUUUAUUUUUUUAUUCUUCAAGCUCUGUCAAGUUGGUUGUUGAUUAUUGCUAGAUAGCCAUUUUCAAGUCUUGCCAUAUAUUUUCAAGACGAUGUAAGUCUGUAACUAGGCCACUUAGGAACAUUCAAUGUCGUCUAGGUGAGCAACUCUAGUGUACAAAACAUUAACAACACCUUCCUAAUAUUGAUGCAUACAACACCUUCCUAAUAGGGAUGCUGGCCAAUGUUGACUCCAAUGCUUCUCACAGUUGUGUCAAGUUGGCUGGAUGUCCUUUGGGUGGUGGACCAUUCUUGAUACACGGGAAACUGUUGACACAACCAGCAGCGUUGCAGUUCUUGACACAAACCGGUGCGCCUGGCACCUACUACCAUACCGCAUUCAAAGGCACUUAAAUAUUUUGUCUUGCCCAUUCACCCUCUGAAUGGCACACAUACACAAUCCAUGUCUCACUUGUCUCAAGGCUUUAAAAUCCUUCUUUAACCUGUCUCCUCCUUCAUCUACAGUAAUUGAAGUGGAUUUAACAAGUGACAUCAAUAAGGGAUCAUAGCUUUCACUUGGAUUCACCUGGUCAGUCUAUGUCAUGGAAAGCGCAGAUGUUCUUAAUGUUUUAUACAUUCAGUGUAUAUUUGGCAUUGUGUUUUAGGUUAUUGUCCUGCUGAAAGGUGAAUAAUAAUAAUAUGCCAUUUAGCAGACGCUUUUAUCCAAAGCGACUUACAGUCAUGUGUGCAUACAUUUUUACGUAUGGGUGGUCCCGGGGAUCGAACCCACUACCCUGGCGUUACAAGCGCCAUACUCUACCAAUUGAGCUACAGAGGACCACAAUCCUCCCAGUGUCUGUUGGAAAGCAGACUGAACCAGGUUUUCCUCUAGGAUUUUGCCUGUGCUUAGCUCUAUUCCAUUUAUUUUUAUCCUAAAAAACUCCCCAGUCCUUGCUGAUGACAAGCAUACCCAUAAGAUGAUGCAGCUACCACCAUGUUUGUAAUUAAUAACAUCACCAUGCUCAAAGGGAUAUUCAAUGUCUGCUUUUACAUUUUUUACCCAUCUUCCAAAAGGUUCCCUUCUUUGCAAGGCAUUGGAAAAGCUCCCUGGUCUUUGUAAUUGAGUCUGUGUUUGAAUUUCAAUACUUGACUGAGGGGUAAUUGUAUGUGUGGGGUACAGAGAUGAGGUAAUCAUUCGAAAAUCAUGUUAAACACUAUUAUUGCACACAGAGUGAGUCCAUGAUAACUUAUUAUGUGACUUGUUAAGCACAUUUUUACUCCUGAACUUAUUUAGGCUUGCCAUAACAAAGGGGUUGAAUACUUAUUGACUCAAGACAUUUCAGCUCUUCAUUUGUAAUUAAUUAGAAACAUUUCUAAAAACAUAAUUCCACUUUGACAUUAUGGGGUAUUGUGUGUAGGCCAGUGACACAACAUUUCAAUUUAAUCCAUUUUAAAUUCAGGCUGUAACACAACAAAAUGUGGAAAAAGUCAAGGGGUGUGAAUACUUUCUGAAGGCAAAUGUUGACUGUGCGGAGUCACAAUAGAAAGCAACAAACCCUCUAUAGACGUUUGUGCUGUAUGUGUUUACAGUCUGAUACAAUAUGAUCUAUUAGUGUACUGUUAUUUCGCUGUGCUGUGAGGACUGCCCAGUCAGCACAUUGAGUGUCACACAUGCUUAUUCAUGUGGGGAAGUCUCACUGGUCUCUGCCCUGACUACUGGGGCAGGUCAGUCGGCAACGAUCUCAGAGGGGACAGCCUGAGGGACAGAGACAGUUGUUGGGGUUAAUAAUGCUGAGGCAGAAUGUCCUCCUGUCGUUUGGGUCAAGGAAAUGCUAAUCGCCUCUCCACUGAUCCUCUGUUAUGACUGCAGCCCUGGGCUGACCUUCACACACUGGGCCAUCAUAACUACAGUGUAACUAUUGUGUAACUACAUUACAGCUGUGUGAAACUGGAUUUAUGAGUUAUUAAGUCAUAAAGUUUACACCCUAUGUGUGUUCAGAAAUAACUCAGGCGUUUGCCUUGCUCUCCUAGGCUGCUAGUGAGUCAUUGGUCCAGUAUGUGACUGACCCAUCUGUGGAAAAAGUGUCUGAUGCUGAAAAAGGUAAGGAGACCUAUUUUUUGUGUGUAUUUUUAUUUUUUGAAUCUGAAAGCCAACCACCAGGACUUUGACCAGUCAUACAUCCUGCUAGCAGCGCACACACCCUCUAUUGAUGUUUGCAUAGGCUUGGACACUGUGUGCUGUCACAGGCCCCGCUGACAACAGAGUCCGGCAUAGUGACGCAAAUGCGGUUACAGGCCUUACCCAUUUUACACAGUCUGUGACUAAACCUAAAAGACUGGUGGUUUAGUAGACAGAGUAUGUCAACAGUAUUGACGGUAUGUCAACAGUGUUGAUGGUAUGUCAACAGUGUUGACGGUGUGUCAACAGUGUUGACGGUGUGUCAACAGUAUGUCAAUAAUCAUCUAAAUUGUUGAAUUGUUAACAUUUAAAGUAAAAAGAUUAAAGAAUCUAUAAUAUAUAGUCCUAGUCAUGAACUACUGGGAGGUGCCACUUGUAGACCUAUUAAAUUAGAAUAAUAGGAGAGAUAAGUGGUAGGAGCUAAUUUUAGGAAGCUUUAUUUAAGUUCCUGCACGGGUUACAUGAAACAUCUGUUUUGUUUUGGCAUUUCAGCUAUGAUCAAUUAAUUGUGUAUUGUGAGAUAAUUAGGCUGACUAUUCAUUUGAAUCUUUAUUGAUUUCCCCAGCCCAAGUAUUGGCUCUGGAGCAGCAGCUAUUGGAGAAAGACAAUGAAUUGGCUGCCCUGCGAGACCGUCUUGCACUGGCUGAAGAGCAGGGCUCCAGUGAUGCAUUAAAGGUAUGCGCUGAUCAGAUUCUAAACCAGAGUGAGGACACCGCCAUGGCCCCCUGCGACAGUCCUAAAGUGCUGCCAGACCUCCUAGAAGACACGCAAGAGGAGGGCACCACCCUGGUGGCAGAGGAUAGCUCAAUCCUGUCAGUCUCCGCUGAUAACGAGAGCAGUCCAGAGCUCAUUGAACCCCAGUCUGACUCUCCCGGAGAAUCUAAGGGGGCCUCCUCUGAUGAGAUGGUCACUAGCAGUGACUCCGAGGUGGCCCACAGCAGCUGGACCCUCCUAGAGGCUGUGAACCAAGAUGAAGGUCAGCAGUCGCCUCCCAUACUGCAGGACUUUGGCCAGCUCCAGCUGCAAUCCUGGGAAGAGAACAGCUCUGAGCAGGAAACAUCCACAGUCCAGGUGGAGUCCUCAUCGGUCAUCAUCCGUGAGACUGUGCAGGUGCACCUCAGCCAGCAGGAGGCGACCCUCUUUGACUCUGACUCUGCCCCUGGACAGGUGUUUGCCCAGGCCCUGGCAGAUGAUCUGCAGAACAGGUACAGUGAGCUCAUGGCUGAGCUCCAGAGACUGAGAGAGGCUGCCUUAGAGUCACAGGAGAGAACCCAAGGCCUGGAGGAAGAGAUUCGGUCCCUGGCAGCUGCCAAGGAUGAGGCAGAGUCCCGGGCCCAGAGAUAUGAGGAAGAGCUCCAGUCAGCCAGGUCAGAGAUGGACACGGUGGCCAAGCACAGUGGCUCUGAGUUGGAAAGGCAGAGCAUGGAGAUGCAUCUCCUGGAGGAGCAGCUGGCCAGCCUGCAGACAGAAGGCCGCUCCAAAGAGCAGAAGAUCCAGGCCCUGCAGGCAGACCUGGGCGAGGCUCAGCACUCUCUCUCUGAGCAGGAGGGCCAGGCCAGGAUGCUGAGCGCCCAGCUGGAAGAAGGGGAGAUCACCUCCUCUGAGCUGGAGCAGAAGCUCCAAGACAUGGAGGCCAGCCUGCUGGAGUUCUCCCAGGCUAGGGACAUGGCCAAAGCUGUACUGUCUGAGAGGGACACUGAGAUUAACGAGCUGCAACUGCGCAUCACCCAGAAAGAGCAGGAGAUGAUGGAGCUGAGCAACGGCAUGUCUGCCAAACUGCUCCAGGCAGGUGAGGAGAAGUUCCUGGUGAGCACUGAGAUCAAGAAACUGAAGGAGCAGAUAAUUGAGCUUGAGAAAGCUGGAGAAAAGGAGAAGGCGACAGGGGAGAGUCAUUUAGAGGAUGUUGAUGAGCUCGCUAGUUUGCGAAAGGACAAAGAGGAUCUGACAACCCAAGUGGCCACCAUUAAAAAGAGGUUGCAGGCAGCCCUGGUGCAGCGCAAAGAGCUGAUGACAAAGGUUGCGGAGUUUGAGAAAGAGGCAGAUCAAAGGAAAGGGCAAGUAGGGAAAGCAACGGAGGAAGCCCCUGCAAGUGUACCAGCUUUAGAAAAAGACAGAAAACAAGAGGUUAUGGCAAUUGAGAUUACUCUUGAAGAGUUCAGACAAGCCUUGAGGUCCAAAGAAGAGACAAUGGAGGUUCUGCAAGAGACACUUGAAAUUAACAGAAGGCUGAGUGAGGGAGCUGAGCAGACUCCAGAGGCAGGCACCUCAGCUGAAAUCACUGGGUUGCAGUCCCAGGUGGCCUCACUGGAGUCAGAUUGCGAAACACUGCAAAAGAAACUCCAGGAGGCCCAGGACUCUCGCAAAGACACCAUCCGCAAGGCCAAAGAAAAGGACAGGCACCACCGUGAACAGCUAAAGCAGCAAAAGGAAGAGUACAACGGGCUGUUGGAGCAUUUGGAGGAGCAGACCGGUGAGCGAGAUGGGCUGUUGACUAAACUGAGAGAGCUCGAGGAACUACAGGCACAGAAAGAGGUGAGCACAGUGAAGAGGGGUACAUACAGAGCUGGAGACCAACACUGCAGCGGAGAAGAUGGAGAAGCCAGCUGCAGGAGAUUGGGUCCAGGAAGACUGGGUGGACUUUGCCGCACCUGAGAAUGAAGCACAACAACAACAAGGUGAUAAACCCAUUCCCAGUGCUGAGGAACCCUCUCAGCUACUUUCAGCUGUCAUUGAGGCCUCAUUACAAGCUCUGAAAGAAGAGGUCCAGGCUGAGAAGGCAUCGCGUACAGAGUUGGAGGGCCAACUGCAGGAGAGCCAGGCUAGCCUGUCACUCAGGGAAAGUGAGCUCCUAGAGCUGGGCAAAGAGCAACAGGCCCUGAGAGAGAAGGAGAGACAGAUUGAACAUGUCUAUGAGGAGUUGGAGGCUCUGAGGGAGAAGUGUCUCCAGGCUCAGACCUAUGCAGAAGCUGUGAAAGCAGAGUUUGGAGGCUGCUGUCAAGGGAACUGCCUCAGACUCUGCUGAGUCCACCAUUGCCAUCCUGCAGACAGAGGUGGAGGAAUUCAAGCAGUUCCUGAGCAACAAGAAUGAUGAGAUCAUGGAGCUUAGCCAGCAGCUGGGUGAGCAAAGCUCCCUCCUACAGUCCAUGCAAGAGACGGUGUCUGAGAAAGACCAGUCGAAUCGCCUCUCUGCAGGAAGGCCUGAGAGCAGAGCAGGAAAAGAGCCAGAGACUGGAGGCUGAGGUCCUCCAGAGGCAGGAGGAAGAGAAAGGCAGCGAGGCCAAGAUCCUGCAGCUUCAGCAGAAGCUCAAGGCCGCCCUUAUCUCCCGCAAAGAGGCCCUCAAAGAGAACAAAAGCCAGAAAGAGGAGUUGGCCUCCACUGAGAAAGUCAUCACUGAACUGCAGCAGAAGAUGGAGGCUAGAGAAGUCGAGCUGGAGAAGCUGAGAGCAGAAAGAGAGAGGCUGAUAGAGGAGGUUGAUCGGACCUUGGUGGAGAACCAGAGCCUUGGGGGGUCCUGUGAGAGCCUCAAGCUGGCCAUGGAGGGUAUGCUGACAGAGAAAGACUUCUGUAAAAGAGAGGCCGAGUCUGCCAAAGAGGAGGCUGCCCGGGCAUGCAGAGAAUGGGAGGAGAAGGUGCAGGGGAUGAAGGAUGAGUAUGAGACUCUGCUGAAGUCCUAUGAGAACGUGAGUGAUGAGGCAGAGCGUGUGAGGCGUGUGCUGGAAGCUGCUAGGCAGGAGAGGAAGGAGCUUGUUGCUAGAGCCAGGACCCACGAGACAGCCAGGCAGGAGGCUGAACGGCAGAAAGAAGUGGCCCAGAAAGAGGUGGACACUGUGAAAGACAAGAUGAGGAAGUUUGCCAAGACCAAGCAGCAGAAAAUAAUGGAUUUAGAGGAGGAGAAUGAGAGACUCCGAGAGAUGGAGGAAAAGAAAGGAAUAAGAAGGGAAGACAAGGCACUCAAAGGAGAACUUGAAAGACUCAAAGAGGAGCUUGAGGCUCUGAAAGCUGAUUUGAAUGCCACUACGGCACAGAGGGACUCCUUAGAACAGCAGGCUGUUGAGUUGAGGGCGCAACUAUCCCAACAGCUAGAGAAAGGGGACAGAUUAGCUCCAGAUAAAACCCCCAGCUCUGAUGAUGUAGUGGACGAGGCUAUUGUUGCCCAGCAGUCUAGUACAGCCAUGCCUGAAACUACCCAAGAGCCAGUUAAGAGCCAGCCUCAGGACAUAGAGCCACAUAGUCAGGCCAUGGAGUCUGAGAUGGCUGCACCUGAAAUGCCCUCUUUUGAGGAGACGCUGAAGACCGAAACAACUGAAAGGACACAGGUCCUAAUUGAGGAGAAAUUGAGCAAAAUGGAGGCAGCCCUACAGUCAGAGAGGGAACUGAGGCAAGAGCGCGAGGCUGAACUCACUGCUGAGCUGGCCUCUCUGGAGCAGCGCCUUCAGGAGAGUAGAGAGAAGGAACAGACCCAGAGGGAGGAGCCAGUGAAGACGGACAUGUCUGAAAGUGAACAGGCCGUAAUUGAGGAAAAACUGAGGGAAAUGGAGGCAGCCCUACAGUCAGAGAGGGAACAGUGGCAAGAGCGUGAGGCUGAACUCAACGCUGGACUAGCCUCUCUGGAGCAGCGCCUUCAGGAGAGUAAAGAGAAGGAACAGAGCCUGAUGGAGGAGAGCUCUAAAAGGGAAGCCCAGCUCAAGGAGCUCCACAGCAGCCUGGAGGUAGAGAAGGACGACCUAGAGGAGCGUCUGAUGAACCAGCUGGCCCAGCUGAAUGGCAGCAUCGCCGGCUACCAGCAGGACGCGGCAGACAGCCGGGAGCGCCUUGCGGAGCUGCAGCGGGAGGUGGAGAGACUGGAGAGGGAGCGGGCCGAACUGGAAGCCCUGGCCGAGAGCGAGAAGGACCGGGCCGCCAGGCUGGAGGAGGACAAGAGGCAGGCCCAGAGAGAGAGGGCCGAGGCAGAGGCCGAGUCAGGGAAGCAGAGAGAGCUGGAGCAGCAGCUGAAGUCUGCCCAGAGGGUGAAAGAGGGCAGCCAGAGCCGGGCAAAGCAGCUGGAGGAGCUGCUGAGAGAGAAGCAGCUGGAGGUGCGCCAGAUGCAGAAGGACUGCAUCCAGUACCAGGAAAGGAUCAGUGAGAUGGCCAGGGAGGGAAAGGCUCUGCAACUGGGCAGCAACGAGGUCCACAAAGAGCUGGGGCAAGCCUAUCUGGAGAGGACCAAAGUCACAGACGCUUUGAAGAAGACUGAGGCUGAGCUAUCUAGCUGCAAAGCCCAGCUGGUUGAGGCCCAGACAGAGGCCAUCCAGGUCCAAGUUCAGAAGAGAGCCUGUGAGCAGACCGCUCUACAGAGAGAGGCUGAGUUGAAAGCAGAGGCAGAGCAGAGUCUGGACUCUGUGAGGUUCAGGCUGGGAGCCGAGCUGAAGCAGAUUGAGCUGAGAUUGGAGGAGUCUUACCGGGAGAGGGAGAGAGAGGAGGAUGCCACCCGUGAGGCAAGAGAGCUGGCUGACACCGCUGAGAGACAGGCCCAGCAGAUGCAGGCCCGCCUGGAUGAGUCUCUGGCCCGACUGGCUGCCUUCUCGCGCUGUAUGUCCUCCCUGCAGGACGACAGGGACCGCGUGCUGGAUGAGACCCGGCAGUGGGAGAGUCGCUUCAACAGCACCCUCCAGGGGAAGGAGGCCGAGGUGCGGGAGGGAGAGACCCGGUCCAGAGAUCUGGCUGAACAGCUGCAGAAAGAGACCGCUCGGAGAGAAGAGCUACAGCUUACAGUGGAACAGGUACAAAUGGCUACUGUUCCUGACAAAGUUUAUUACAUUUUGUAUCAUUAUUUUAAUUAAAUUGCCCCAAUUUCCUGCUAGGUUUGUGAUACACUAUACUGCGUUAUGUAAUGUUUUUUAAAAUAAUUUGUUUGUCCAGACUGCAGAAAGCAGACGAGCAGUGGCAGCUGAAAUGGGAGCAGGAAGAGAAGACGCUCCGUGAGAACCAGGCUGCCCUGGAGCAGGAGAGGGGGGAGCUUCAGAAGUCCCUAGCCCAGACCGAGACCUCCCUGGCUGAGGCUCGCGCCCAGCUGGCCUCCCUGGAGAGCGAGGCGGAGGGGCUCCGCCACAGAGCCCAAGCCCUGGAAGAGGCAGUUGGGAAGCUGCAGGGAGAGACCAACGAGGCCAGGUCCCAGCUGAAGGAGAGGGAAGCAGAGGAGAGGAGGCUGGGCCUGAGCGUGGAACAACUGGAGACAGACCUGCGCUCCUCCAAGACCCUGACAGAGACCCUGCAGACAGAUCUGAGUGAGAAGGAAAGGAGAGAGGUGGAGCUGCUGGGGGAGAAGGAGCAAGCCGUGACACAGGUAUUCAUCACUAUUGUUUUCUCUCUGCUUUAUGUCAUGUUUUGUGAUCACAAUGAAUAGUUGCUAAUUUUAAUGCGUACAGUGUCAAAUUCUACAUUUAUUCAAAUAGGGUGUCAAAAUUCCCUACAGACUCUUUGAGACGUUACCAUUUUGAUUGAGCUAUCAAGUUGUUUUACCAGCUUGAAAAUGUUUAAACCCAUUCCCCUACAUCCUCUUGACUGUUUACAUGCUUGCUCCCCCCAGGCUGCAGAGGAGGCCAGGAUGGAGGCUGACGCCAGGGCCCAGGAGGCUGAGAAGGAGCUGGAGGAGAGGAGAGAGGAGGUGCGAGGUCUGGAGGACCGGCUGCGAAAGGCAGAGGAGGAGAGGAGCCACAGCAAAGCCAGGCUGGACGCCUUCACCAAGGCCAUGGGCUCUUUACAGGACGACAGAGACCGAGUACUCGGCAUGUACAAACAGCUGGAGGAGAAACAUCUGCAGGUAAAAGAACAAUAACACUUAUGGAUAGAGUAAUCCUCAUUUAAAGGGAUUCUAAUUCAAGAGCUUUUUUCAUGUGUACAGAGGCAUAAAUGGCAGGUCAACAAGACAUUCUGAAUGGAUUCUCCUACACUUAAUGUAAACCGGUAGUAUAUGGUUCCAUGUUUAUUUAUGUACACAUGUCAUCGAAACUGAAUGUAGCGAUAAGAGUGAUAUUAUUAGUGUGAUAGUAUUCUAGAAUGUCUUCCUCAUGCCCCAGUUGUAUAACCCAUCCCUCUACAUAAUGUGUCUGUGUUGUCCCAGGUGAUGAUGGAAAAGGACGCUCUGAUCCAGGAGGCUGCUACGGAGAAUAACAGUCUGAAGGAGGAGCUGCGCUCCCUAUUGGUCCAGAAGGAUGACCUCCACGCAGAGAAGGCGAAGCUAUCUGCCCAGCUUCACGGCUACAGGGACGACCUUACCCAGGUCCUCACCAUGAAGGAGUCCCAGCACAAGCAGCUCUUGUCCGGCCAACUGGAGCGCAUCGCUACCCUUGGAGAAGGAGAGAGAAGAGCUAGGGGCUAAGAUCAAGAGCCUGGAGGGAGGGGAGGCUUUCGUUCAGGCGGUGGAGAGGGAGACCCUCAGCCAGGCUGGUGAUAGUGGAAACAGGCAGGUUAGAGAUGCUCCCGGGGUGGAGGUAGAGAAGCUGAGGGAGCAGCUGCAGGCUGCCAGGGCCCAGGUGGAGAGCCUGGAGGAGAGCCUUGCCAAGGAAAGAGAGGAACAGGAGGCUCGGCAGAAGGAGCUGAAAGAACUGCGUUGGGAGGGAGGGGUGACGCGCACAGAGUCGGAGACAGCGGCUGAGAGGGUGGCUGAGCUGGCCCGGGACCUACUGACCAUGGAGCAGAGGCUGCUGGAGGAGAGGGAGGUGGCCGGCCAGCUCCAGGCCCAGAACCAGGCAUUUGGCCAGGCCAUGGCGUCGCUGCAGGGCAGUAGGGACCAGGCCCUCAGCCAGGCCCAGGAGCUCAGCCUCAGACUGGAGGAGAUGAGCAGGGUAGGGGGCCAGCAGACACCCACCACGGGCCCUGGAGGAUCCACUGCGGAGGUGUGGGGACUGAAGAACGCCCUGUCAGCCCUGCAGAACGACAGGGAGAGACUGGUAAUCAACCAGAGUUAUCUCCAUUUUACACAAAGUAUUCCAUAAAAGCACUACUAACACAACCAAAAUGGUAGUCACAUUAUAGCUUACCUGCACAUAGUGUUUUCAUAUACCAGUAUCCACAGUAACACAAGCUUUGUUUCUCCCUGUCCUGUAGUUGGAACAGCUGCAGCGGCAGCACUCAGAGCUCACUCGACUGGGAGGAGGAGAGCUGUCUAGACUCAGCCAGGAGCUAGAGGAGGAGAGGAGGAGGGCUGAGGAGAUGGUGCACAGGAUGAGGGAACUAGACAACCUGAGACAGAGGGAGAAGCAGGAAUUAGAAAUGCUCAGGUGAGACACUUCAUACACAAACAGUCACAUCAUCAAAAUUACACAGAGCUGCUUAUGUUAUUUAAAAUGCAAACAAUCUUAAUCAUGUUUAGAUGUAUAUGAGUGUGUAUGCAUUGGCUACAUAGGUAUAUCUGUCUGUGGCUUCCUCUCUGAGUGUGUGUUUUCUCUCUCUAGGCUGGAGCAGGUUGACUGGCAGGCCCAGGCAGAGCUCCUGAAGCAGCAGACCCUGGCCACCCUCUCAGACCGUGACCAGCAGGUGCGCCAGCUCGGUGCCAUGUUGGAGGAGGCCCAAACCACCAGGCCCAAACCACUGGAGGAACACUACCAGAGAGAGGUGAGGAGGAGGACACCUCUAAAUCUGCAACUGAUAACUACUGUACUUGGACCAGGGAUUAGUGAGAUGGCCGACGUAAUCUACUUUUUUAUUUUAUUUAACCUUUAUUUAACUAGGCAAGUCGGUUAAGAACAAAUUCUUAUUUACAAUGACGGCCUACCCCGGCCAAACCCGGACGACGCUGGGCCAAUUGUGCGCCGCCCUAUGGGACACCCAAUCACGGCCGGAUUGUGAUACAGCCUGGAAUCGAACCAGGGUCUGUAGUGACGCCUCUAGCACUGAGAUGCAGUGCCUUAGACCGCUGCGCCACUCGGGAGCCUACUGCUGUUAAUGUUCAAAUCAAAUUGUAUAAGUCACGUGCAGAGUUUACAGCGGGUAUAAAAGGUGCAGUGAAAUACUUGUGCGCUAGCUCCCUCAACAUUGCAGUACAAUAUCAAUAAUAAUCAAAAGUCUAUCAAAAUAACAAGUAAUUAAAGGAAGGUAGUAUGUGUAGUAAUAAAAUUGCUGUUUUCACAAUAGGAUAUACAGUAUAAAUGAUGAAUGUGCUAUGUCAAGUAUGACUGUGGUACAAAUAUAAAGUGGAUAGUGUCUUGGUCGCGCAGUUCAAUAUACAAAAUAACAGCAGUGUUGACUGUGGCAAGUUGCAUUCUGCUGGCUACGUACACUUGGCCUCUACUGGACAAUGUUAUCUACAAAUCUAGGUUUAGGUUAAACAUUUGUGCAGUUAAGAGAUGUAUUUGAAUGUUAAUGGUGUGAUUAUUUUUCACCUCUGUUCUUCUCCAUGGCUAUUUAUGUAUUCUUUGUUUGUUGUUUUUUGUACUCAGGCACCUCUUGGGGCAGACCUGUCAUCUAAAGUAGGGGUCCUUCAAUCAGAAAGUGGCCCGCUGAAUGAUCUUCAGCUGCGAGAGCAGCAGAUUACAGAGCUCAGUAACAAGGUAUAGAGACCACAGACUGUUCCUCCUUCCUGUCACCCAUAGCCUCUUGUCCAUGUCUAACAACCCUACCUACAAUCAUUCUGUUUUACUACUACGCUAUCUCACAACUAUCACUGAUCACCCUCUCUGACUUACAAUACUAAAUUACAUGGUUGGAUGAAAGAUACUUAAUUGCAUGAUUAUGGAUUGGAUGAUUACGUUUUUCAUCUGUGUGUCUCCCUCUGGCUCUUUCCUCUUCAUUUAAUUUCCCUUGCAUGCCCCUUUUCCAUUUUCUUUCAUCAUUUCUUCUCUGCUUUUUGUUCGUUCUUUUGGUUUGGUGUGUGUGUGUGUGUGUGUACAGUCUGCUGAGCCCCUUGCUGUCCCUCCCUCCCCUCAGCUCUCGCAGGUGUUUGAGGAGAAUCGCCACCUCUCCUCCCAGUUCCAAGGCAGUUCGCAGAGGCUGGACGAGGCAGAGAGCCGCUGCACUGCCCUCCAGAGGCAGCUCCAGGAACUGCACGAAGACAAGCGCAAGGUCAGCACGCCCUUGGAUAUCACUCUGCUCUGACUCAUGCACUGUCCCUAGUUGAUACAUACUGAACAUAUGUUUUUAAAGAUAAUGUUUGCACUACGGCAAAGAGGAACUAGAUUUACACAUUGACAUCUCUGGAGGGAUUUAAGACUCUACUAUAGUGAUUUCUACUAUGUUUAGAGAUUUUGACUAUUUCUUGUGGCACCCAGGAGACCGGGGAAGUGGACAGUGCCCCCGGAGCUCCUCAGCAGCACAGUGGCCCUUCAGAGAGCGAGAGCCUCAGGGCUGACUUCAAGGAGCUCCAGCGCAGGUACCAGUUCUCAACCCCACGACACCGCCCUUUAAAAACACACAACCAUACAGUACACACACACAUUCUGUCUACCAAUGACCAAACCAACAUGCAAGCACACAAAACAUGAACAAUAACAAACAGAACAGACACAAUAAACACAUUCAACACCACACAGCCCCAGCCCAUGAUAACGCAAGCUUAUAUGUCCAACAUGCUAAUGUGUCCUUUCUUUAUGUCUGUCAGACUGGAUGAGGAGCAGCAGUAUAGGAUGGUUGUGGAGGAGCAGCUAAUGGCCGCCCAGGACCACCUCAAACUGUAAGGGAGUCAUCCUCUGCCUUCCCCUACAGCACUACACUCACUGACACUGUGUGAUUCUAAUGAGGAAUGAGCAUGUCAGCUCACUGCUGUGACUGUCAGGCUCUAUAGAGAUAUUCUGCUCUGAGAUUUGUAGAGGUACUGUAUUGAUAAUGGGAUUAUUGGCCUCAAGUAAUCGUUUGGCAUAUUUGUGUUGGAACUUGUCUGAGAGUUUUCUUGUGUGUGUCAGAUAGUAUUUACUCAGUAUCUCUCUCCUCACUCAUCUGCUGUAGGAUCAACCAGGGUGAAUGGCAGUCAGCCCACGAAGGGCAGUUCACUGCUUCUGAGACAGCUGUCCUCAUUGAGCCACCAGGAGGCUCUGUCACCCGAGUAAGUACCAACCAACACCCUGUAUUUAUUUACACAAGAUACAUUUAUAAAGAUGAAAUGUCCAUUCACGAUUGCCAUGUAAGAAUAGUCUUACUACUACUGCCUCUUGUAACUGUCUAUACUUCUCUCUGUCUCUCUCUGUCUCUGUCUCCCUCUCUCCCCCCCCCAUCAGAUUCGGAGCAGCAGUGGGCCAGGCCUGAUGAGAAUGCUGCGCGUGGCCUUCUGCUCUCGCCAGCGCACACCCCUGCUGGUGUCCCUCUACCUGCUCACCGUGCACGUGCUACUACUGCUCUGCCUGGGGGGUUACGUCUAGGACCCCCCCCACCCCUUAGAGACUGAGAGAGGAGAGAGAUGGAGAGAUAACGGACAUGUGACACAGACCCACCCACCCCCUCUCCAAGACCGAUAUCAUAUUACUGUUACAUCCAAUACUGUAGAAUAGGAGAAGACUCGUCACACACACACACACACCACAUGCACUUUUGAUACAACACAACAACAAAAAACAGAAAUGUGUCUUAGCCUAUUAGCCAAAGUGAAUCAUUUUUCGAUAUACCGGGAGUCAAAAACACCUACUGCCAUCAUUGAUUUGAUUCAAUAUUGAAUAUGUUACGGUUAGCGUACAUGAUCAGUCAAAUGUUAUUGUAGAGGAAAUGAGAAGUAGUAGUGCGCUACCUCAGAACUGGUGUUUAUUUGACUUCUAUAAAGGGAAAUGGAUAUUAUGCAGCUUUAAAUGUACCCGGGGGAACUAACAUGAAAUUACACUAUACAGUAGAUUCACACCGUGUUUAGUUUUUCAGGCAAUUUAUAUUAGUGGUGUUUAGGUGCCUUUAAAUUAGGAGAAAAAAGGGUCACUUUAUGUCUGGAUGGCCUGAGGGUUAGGAUCUGUGGAUCUGUUCAUAUCGCUCCCUCUUACUCUCCUGUGUUCUCAUGUACAAUGGACACCAACUGAAAGGUGUACAAACCGCUAUUUCUACAUUCCCGCCACAAUCUAUUUAUUUAAUUUUUUUCUUCCUUGUUUUUCCUCUUUCAUUUUCUCUUUUAUUAAAGAGAGAGCACUAGCAUUGGCAUAUUUGACUCCUGUAGUAUUUGUAUGUACAGUAUGUAUGUAUGUAUGUACUGGUUGUGGGUUAUCCAAUCAGUUCCCCCAAUUUAUGCCAUUGUUGCACAGAUGAGGGUUAUAUUCUAUUGAUUUUAUGGCAGAUUCAUUUGCCAUUCUGGUGUAAUGUUGUCCAUUCCAGAUGAAAUCAUGUUGGUAUUUUUUCUGUGACACUACAAAUAAUGUCCAUCACAUCUGGAUUCCUAUAAUUUAGCAUUAUUUAUUGCUUACGCAUUCAAACCGCAUAAUCUACUACAAUAUAUGGUGAACACAAUACUGCUAGGAAAAAUGACUACUCAACAACCUAUUCUGGUUUUCUGUUGUCCCACUUCACAUCUUGUAACUCACUUUUCAUCUGUUAACUUCUAUUGUAAAUGACCUUUUACUGUGCUGUAUAGAUUGAAUUUUGAUGAUGAUGAUGAUUGAUAAUGAUAGGUAUUUUUCCGCACAGCCCACUAAGAGGUAUAGGGCUAGAUUUGUACCAGUUAGUUUCAAAGGGGAAAAGUUAGAACAUAAUAGGUGAAAAGAUAAGACAAAUAUUGGGUAUUACACAUGAUUUAUGACCUUAUGAAAAUAACUGGUGCAAAGUAAAUCGAGUCCGAAGUGUAAAAUCUCUGUAUGAUCAGUGUUGGUUACUCUUGGGCUAUUUUUUAAAUGAAAUAUAUUGGGGAAACAAAUGGAUGUUUAUUACGGAAUACGGAUGUAUGCUAUUUAACUAUCAUUAUCGUUUUUAAUACAAUUGUGUCCAGCUUUGAUACAGUAGCAAGCCAGUAGCUACUUGCAUAUCAUCGGCCACGCGCACUGUUUCCUCUAUCAUCAGUUUGCGCAACUCUAUCCUCGCGCUGGUAGAGACGAUAAAAUAUACAUUUGUGACACAUUAUUACAUCAAGGAAAAAUUUCUGGCAACGCAAAGGUACGUGUAAUUACAAUGAAAUAAUGUUUCUUUGUUUGAAUUAAGUAUUUAUUACCGUGAAUUUCUAAACGUCUUUCUUUCAGGAAGUUGCGGAUAAGUUCUGUACUGUUCUCAUAGGCUAUAAUUUUUCAAAGUUAAUCAACGGAAGGUCUAGCCUACUUGGAAGAUAUAAAUAGUUAUGGUGUAAAUUAUAGCCAGCUUAUGUUCAGUUUUAUUACUAUAUUGGGUAAAUGCACUUUCAGACAAAAUGCAGGUAUCAAACAGUUUACUUUAAAUAAGCCAUAUGGUUCCCUUUAUCACCGUUAUUUUUUUACAUUAAAUAUUUUGUAUUACCUUGUUACUAAACCAAAAUACCAAAAGCAUGUCCCUCAAAUGUACAUCCUUGAGAUAUAUGCACAAAUACCAGACUUUGUAUCUGCUGUAACUGACUGCAGUUUGUGUGGUACAAUGAGGAACCAUCAGGUAACUGCACUUUAUUUUAUAUUUUUAUUUUAACCUUUAUUUAACUAGGCAAGUCAGUUAAGAACAAAUUCUUAUUUACAAUGACGGCCUACACCGGCCAAACCCGGACGACGCUGGGCCAAUUGUGCGUUAUAUUGACAUCAGCCUGGACAGCUGUGCGCAGCUGUAAGAUACCCACCACUUCCAUGAGGUUACUUUGUGUUUGUUAAACUAUUCAUGAAUAAUGAUAGUGUUCUUUUAUGAUGAGAACACUGCAGCUCAGUGCUGCAUAAAUAACUCAACUUCCUUUUUAGUGACCUCAGCAGAAUGAGACCAUAUACUUGUGGUUAGCUGUCUGUUUUUCCACUGUGACAAAGGGAAAAUGUUAAAUGCCAUGAAGCUUAUUUGCAGGUACAGGUGAUUUGUUCACAAGGUACACACAAAUACAGUGUUCACUAAAGCUGUGUUUCUCAACUUGUUUUUCCCCCAGGGACCAACAAGCUGUGGUCCCUCUUGUGUGCACACAGCACCCAUCUGAUCCAUACUAUUCUGUCUAUAUAUACACUAUGCUUAGACUUACAGUACAAAUCUUCUGUUUUGUUUCUCUUCCUAGAUGUGGAAGUCAGUGGUGGGACACAACGUGAGCAUAAAGGUGGCUGCAGAGGGGGAUGACUGGGAGACCGACCCUGACUUUGAGGUUAGCUACUGGGCUGGAGGGGGGAGGGGGAGGGGGAGGGGGGAGGGGCGGGGGGUCCCCCCUAUGGAGCUAGUGUAUUUAAUAAGGCACACACUUGUCUGUUACUAUGUCACUCUCUAAUCAAUAUUUUCUCCCAGUGGAAUUAAUGUUUUGUUUAUGCUUGGUCUGUAACCGCCUCAGUCCUGUUUUCAACGGUACCUUGGUCUUCAUACUACAGUUAGGGGAUGAGAAGGACUUGGGUUCUGUGUUUCAGAAUGAUGUGUCAGAACAGGAACAGAGAUGGGGUGCCAAGACCAUUGAGGGGUCUGGUCGAAAAGAACACAUCAGGUAACCAUUGAACAGUAACUGUGGGUGGGAUGUCAGCCUGAGAUGACCAGACCAGAAGUAACACAUCAGAGACAGAUCAUAGUAUGAUUGGUGUGUUAUGCUGUUGGAGAGCUAUGGGGGAUGGUAAUCUCAGCUGUGUAUUGCUGCUUUAGCUCUGUAGAAACAGGAAAAGGAAGUGAAAACAGUGUGUAGGCUGUCAAGCAGUGAGUCUUACCAAAUAUGGGUUGGUGACUGAGUAAAUCUAAGGGUUAGCUACAGACUAGUGUAACUAUGUAGUCCCGGUGUCAGCAGAUAAUGUAAAAUGGGAAUAAAGUUAUGCAACAAAGUUCUGAUGUAUGCGUGCAUGUGUGUAUGCAUGUGUGUACUUCCAUGCAUGUUUGUGUGUGUGUGUGUGUGUGUGAUCCCUGCAUCUCCCCAGUGUAGCAGAGCUGAGACAGAAGGUGUCCCAGGAGCAUGAGGUGGGGAAGCAGAAGGAGCGGGCAGAGGCUCCCAAGGCCUCCUACGGUUACGGAGGGAAGUUUGGAGUGGAGAAAGACCGCAUGGACAAGGUCAGGUCACACCCCAAUAAACUACAUGUUAUAACGUUUCAUCAUGUGAUGUUGAUACACUACAUGACCAAAAGUAUGUGGACACCUGCUCAUCGAACAUCUCAUUCCAAAAUCAUGGGCAUUAAUAUGGAGUUGGUCCCUCCUUUGCUGCUGUAACAGCCUCCACUCUUCUGGGAAGGCUUUUCACUAGAUGUUGGAACAUUGCUGCGGGGACUUGCUUCCAUUCAGCCACGAGCAUUAGUGAUGUCGGGUGCUGAUGUUGGGCGAUUAGGCCGGCUCGCAGUCGGCAUUACAAUUCAUCCCAAAAGUGUUUGACGGGGUUGAGGUCAGGGCUCUGUGCAGGCCAGUCAAUUUCUUCCACACCGAUCUCGACAAACCAUUUCUGUAUAGACCUCGCUUUGUGCACGGGGGCAUUGUCAUGCUGAAACAGGAAAGGCCUUCCCCAAACUGUUGCCACAAAGUUGGAAGCACAGAAUCGUCUAGAAAGUCAUUGUAUGCUGCAGUGUUAAGAUUUCCCUUCACUGGAACUAAGGGGCCUAAACCAUGAAAACCACCAAACUUUACAGUUGGCACUAUGCAUUGGGGCAGGUAGCGUUCUCCUGGCAUCCGCCAAACCCAGAGUCAUCCGUUGGACUGCCAGAUGGUGAAGCGUGUUUCAUCACUCCAGAGAAUGCAUUUCCACUGCUCUAGAGUCCAAUGGCGGCGAGCUUUACACCACUCCAGCCGAUGCUUGGCAUUGCGCAUUGUGAUCUUAGGCUUGCUGCUCGGCCAUGGAAACCCAUUUCAUGAAGCUCCCGACGAACAGUUAUUGUACUGACGUUGCUUCCAGAGGCAGUUUUCCAGAGGACAGACUAUUUUUACGCGCUUCAGCACUCGGCGGUCCCGUUCUGUGAGCUUGUGUGGCCUACCACUUUGCGGCUGAGCCGUUGUUGCUCCUAGACGUUUCCACUUCACAAUAGCAGCACUUACAGUUGACCAGGGCAGAAAUUUGACGAACUGACUUGUUGGAAAGGUGCCAUCUUAUGACGGUGACACGUUGAAAGUCACUGAGCUCUUCAGUAAGGCCAUUCUACUGCCAAUGUUUGUCUAUGGAGAUUGCAUGGCUUUCUGCUCAAUUUCAUACACCUGUCAGCAACGGGUGUGGCUGAAAUAGCCGAAUCCACAAAUUUGAAGGGGUGUCCACAUACUUUUGUAUAUAUAGUUUAUUUCACUCAUAAGGUCUUCAGUGAAGUCCAAAUAACACACUAAGCACAAGGCAAUGCAGUGCAGUGUUGCUAACCCCAAAACGUAUGCGGUCAGACAGUACAGUUGUGUGUGCUGACCUAUUGCAACUUUUAUGGACUUCAACAGUUUAUCAAAGAUCGUUUCCUGUGUUGAUGUAUUAUGCAUGUGUAAUUACCCAGGGGGCAGUGGGGCAUGGCUACGUGGCGCAGGUGGAGCAGCACUCAUCCCAGACAGAUGCAAAGAGAGGAUUCGGGGGGAAAUUUGGAGUGCAGAAAGACCGUGUGGAUAAGGUGAGGAAACUAUACUCGUACUGACAAAUACAAAGAUAUCACAGGAUUUGAUGAAAAGGGUGAGGGAUCGUCCUGGUGAUGAACAUUCCUUCUCUCUUCCUGUAGUCUGCCAUGGGUUUUGAAUACAAGGGAGAGGUGGAGCAGCACACAUCUCAGAAAGGUACAGCCUUAAGGAAGUCUCAUACACUUUCACAUACUUUCUGGUUUCCAAGUAAGCCGACUGCAUGUUGUUGUCCAAACCCAGCUAAUCCUGGCAUCUUUCUCACUCUGCUUUUAUCUUUCAGACUAUUCUAAGGGAUUUGGAGGGAAGUUUGGGGUGGAGAGGGAGAAGGUGGACAAGGCUGCCUUGGGUUACGACUACAAGGGAGAGACAGAGAAGCACCAGUCUCAAAAAGGUUAGAGUGGUACUGUACUGUGGGCUGUUUGUAGGUAGAAACGUUUCAUGGUCAGUUAUUAAUAUUAGAUCUCUAAUUCAUAUUUGAAACAACCUCAUCCCUCACUCUCCCUCACCAGACUAUUCAAAGGGUUUUGGAGGGAAGUUUGGGGUGGAGAGGGAGAAAGUGGACAAGGCCGCCUUGGGUUACGACUACAAGGGAGAGACAGAGAAGCAUGAGUCACAGAAAGGUCAGUUACACAGUUUUAACCACAUUUGUGUUUGUAAAAGUCAAGGACCAUGUCCACAUUAAACUGACCUUUGAUCUCCAUGUUCAGACUAUGCCAAGGGCUUUGGGGGACGCUAUGGAGUCCAGGCAGACCGCAUGGAUAAAGUGAGUCUUUAUCUCAGGAUGACAGUAAUUCUUGAACCAUUUUACAUUGACCUGCACCAACACACUCAGGCUAUGACGUUUACUCAUUGAUUGGAAUUAUGGUUCCCCAAUCCCCAUACGCUCUAUAGAGUGCAGUGGCCUUCACAGACAUGGAAUCCCCUACCUCUGCCUAUGAGAAGACACUACCAUUGGAGGCAUGUAAGUAUGCGCUUUAUUGUUCCUCGUAGAAAGGCUAAAGUUGUUCUGCUUGCUAAACAUUUACUACAAGUUCAAAGAGGAAAAUACUGUUUUUGUUUUUCCUGUCUGUCUGUGCAGCAAGUGCAGGGGCAGGCAACCUGAAGGCUCGCUUUGAAAACUUGGCUCGGUCAUCAGAUGAGGAGAACAGGAAGCGAGCGGAGGAGGAGAGAGCCAGGAGACAGGCUAGAGAGAAGAGAGAGCAGGAGGAGGCGCGACGCAGACAACAGGUACUGCAAUAAAAAUGGUACUCCAAUAAACACGCACACACUGACACAGCGGUCUGUAUCUCUUGUAGGAACAGAACAGCAGGGAGGAGGAAGCAGAGCAGCAGAGGCCUCCACCUAUUGAAGAGCAGAGACCUCAACCUGUUCCAAAGCAGAGGCCUCCACCUGUUGAAGAGCAGAGACCUCCACCUGUUGAAGAGCAGAGACCUCCAUCUGUUCCAGAGACCAAGAGGAAGCCCCAACCACCACAGGUGCCCACUGCCAGGGCAGUGCCUCAGAUACCAAGAGAUGAACCUGAGCCAGUGGUAAAUAUCUCUGAUUUAAUUCAAUGCAACUCACUGAUGAACUAAAAACUGUAAUUUAUUUUUCACUGCCACGUUAUAGAAUUCAUUGGUGAAAUUCACAUCUACUCCUUUUCUGUGGUCUCAGGAGGAAGAGGAGGAGGAGCCAGACUAUGACCAGCCCCCGUACCUGCCCCCACGGUCAAGUGACCUGCUGGAGGCGGAGCCACCUCAGGAGCAGACCCAAUCAGAACCAGAGCAGGAUGAGGGAGAGUAUGAGGAUAUCGCACCAAUACGUUUAGCUGUCGCAGUACCUGCUCCAGGUUAGUGUGCCACACCCAGUGGGGUAGAGGGGUUGGGUAACCCAUUACUGAGUCAUAUCAAAAGACUGACUCUUCCAUGUGUCCCAUCUCCAGCUGUGGAUAAUGACUAUGAGGACCUGACAUGCGGUCAGACAGCAGUGGCCAUUUAUGACUACCAAGGAGGUAGGUACUCUACUGUAUCAGUGACUGCGUUGUGAUAUCAUGUCACAAUUCUCAUCUAUUUAUUGGCCAUACUGUGAUGUAGGUACUUCCAUUGUGGAUCAAUACAGUAAUCAAUGCUAAACAUUGCUCAACACACAGAAGUCCAUAAACCCUUUCGGAGACAAAAUACUAAAAUAAUGUUAUUCUCACACAUGAAGAGGCAGAUGAUGAGAUCUCCUUCAACCCGGAUGAUGUCAUCACUAACAUAGAGAUGGUGGACGAAGGCUGGUGGAAGGGACAGUGUCACGGACGCUUCGGACUUUUCCCUGCUACAUUCGUGCAAAUGAUGUAGUGAGCUUGCCUAUACAGUCUCCAACACACAGACAUAUACCUGAGUCCAUAGGACCCAUGAGCUGUGGGUCUUUUCACAGGGGGAACAUAAGCACAUUGCUCCAAUCUGACAGGUAUAGUUUGAUUGUACCAUGGGAGAAUCUCAGUUGCAUACUCCUCUAUCCUCACCUUCUCAAUACCUAUUUUUUUAUU
Coregonus sp. 'balchen' is the source of this 30076-nucleotide messenger RNA. Lineage: Eukaryota; Metazoa; Chordata; Actinopteri; Salmoniformes; Salmonidae. The record is from the annotation of a GenBank genome assembly.